GCCUAAACGCUAACUAAGGCCACAAUGCAGAGUGACCCAGCUGGGAUUUUUUUGUCGGCAGUGACUGUGAAUGGGCAAGCCAUCAAAAUGGAAAUGAAACAAUGUCUGGUAAAUGAAAGAAAACGGGGGAGAGAGAGAGAGCUAGAGAAGGCUGCAGAUGAAAAAGUUUAAUAGAAACAAAAAUGCAGCACUCCCAGCAAACAUGAUGGCGGUUAUUAUGAGAAAAGAAAGAAAGAAGGAAAGCGAGAGCGGAGGAUACUCUCUCUCUCUUUCCCUCUGUGGUAGUAUAAGGAGACAUGGGGAAGAGAGAAAAGCAGACAAAAGAGAGAAUGAGGAAAAGGAAAAGGAGAACGGGGAUGAUGGGGCAAGGCAGCAAGAAGAGAGAGAGAGAAGGGGGAGCAAGAGAGUCUCCGUUGUGCCACGUGGCGAGGUAUGAGUGGUUGAUGCUUUGGGCUUCAACAACAUACAGCAACGCCAUCAACAUCAACAUCACCAACACACAGACUCUCUCUCUCUCCCCCUCUCUCUCUCCCCCCCUCUGCUGCCAUGUCAGAGCUUAAUCCCGUCCUACGACCCCGGCGAUUCCGUAUUUGUAUGCUUCUCUCCCUCAAAUAAAAAUCUCUCUCUCUCUCUCUCUCUCUCUCUCUAUUCGUUUGUCUUCUGUUCACUUUCUCUUUCUUCUUUCUCGUAUUUCUCAUCUGUCUCCGAGUAUCCAUACCCUAACCUAUUUCCUUCUCCUUCUCGCGCUGACUCUCAACCUGAGACUGUCUAUAUCGUUUUUUAAUCCAUUCAUUGAUUGGAACAUAACAUCUUGGUCUUGCAGCAGAAUGCUGUCCAGAAGCUUUGACCUUGCAACCAUAUAAGCAACUAAAAAUGUACUUCUGUAACAUUUGACCACCCAUGUACAAUCUGGGUUGAGAGAUGAAGGAAAACGGUUCAUCGAAUAGUAAAAUGAUCAACAGAAACUGGGUCUUGAAGCGCAAACGGAGAAAACUCCCUUGUGGUCCAGUUAUAUCCAAUGGUAAAGAAGUUAGUUCUGUGGCAUCAGAAACUCCAAAGAAUACUUCUUUGAUCAAACGCAGGCUGAAGAGUGAAACUAAAUCUGAGCGUUUUUCUUCCAAGAAGAAAGGGAAUGAUGGGCGUGUACCCCUUUCUCCUGAAUUGAAGCACUUGUAUUACUUUGAAUGCGUGAUCUGUGAUCUUGGCGGUAACUUGUUAUGUUGUGAUAGUUGUCCCCGGACCUAUCAUCUCCAGUGCCUUAAUCCUCCUCUCAAGCGCAUACCAAUGGGGAAGUGGCAAUGCCCUAGCUGCUGUCAGAAAGGUGAUCCGUUAAAACCAAUGAGCCAACUUGAUACCAUUUCAAAACGGGCAAGAACCAAGAUAGUCACUGGAAAAUCAAAAACUGGAAUUCAGUCAUCUGACAUGGACAAAGUAUCGCAGAUUUUUGGAAGCUCUAUUAUUGCAAAGAAAAGGUCCUCCAGCAAAGGAAAAUCUGUCAAAUUCCUUGAACAGAAACCCGUAUCUUCCCAAAUAGAUGUAUCAUGUAGCACCAAGCCUAGUCAUCAAUCCCUUGCACUGCUUGAAGAUAAUUCAUUCUGUGUGAGUGUUGAUGAUGAGAAGAAAUCUAAUAUAUCUCCCACAGAGUCUCCUGCAGACAGGAAAUCAAACUCUCCUGCUGAGGAAAUUUCAUCCCAUUCUGAAGUUAAAAAUUCAGAGACAGCUGAUGAAGCUCCUGAGGGGAAGCCUGCUUCACUUAGAAAGGAUGUAUCUACUGGGAAAACACUUGUUCUUGCAAUCAGUGCUACCACCAUGAAACAUAGAAAAAGGAAACAGAAAGUCAAUGAUGAUAACAGCCAAAAGAAGCAUAGGACCGAUGAAGGAAAGUUUAGAGUUAGUACUUCUAAGAAGCGUGGAUCCAAAGCAAAUAGUAAGUCGCAUAAGAAGCACAAGUCUAUUCACCGUGGGGUUUCCACAGCUUUGUCAAAGGAGGAUAUAGGAAUGACAAUUUUAGAUGUGCAGAGAAAAGAUGAGAAACUUCUGCAGGAAGCAACAAGCCUGUCACAUGAUGAGUUGAAUAAAGCAGAUAAUGGGGAUGAAGCAGUAAUCUGUGGAGAAGGCAUCCCUGUUGAACCUCUGCAAGUUGAUCGGGUUCUUGGGUGUAGGUAUCAAGGUGAUUGCAUGGGCUCUUCACGCCACUUACCUGUGUCUGUUACUGUUGACCUACGUUCUGAUGACUUACUAAUUCCAGAAAAUCAAAACAUACUAUCAGAAGAAAACUCAGCUUGUGAUACUGAUAUAGAUGUUGUGGCCGGUGAAAAUCUUAAUGAGGGUUGUCAGAAUAUUGUUAAGACUUGUGAUAGGGAAGAAAGCAUGGUGAAUGAAAUGAAAGUGGACAAAAUGCAUGUAUACAGAAGAUCUGCAUCCAGAGAAUGCAAAAGAGGAACCACCAUGGUUUGUUUACAUGAUGAAAUCAAGGAGUCAGAUUCUAGUACCGUAAAUGGCAAAGAUCAAGAUGAAUCUGCUACAAUUACAGAAGAUUUGGAAAAAACAAAUGAAAAGUUGGUUACAGAGAAGAAUUUUAAUGUUGGUUUGAGAGAUCAUGGUAACAAUGAAGUUCCAAAAAUAUGGGAAAAACACGUCUCUAAUGGAGCCAAAGAUGGCAAAGAAUCAGAUUUAGGAAUGGAAAUGAGAACCUCUGCAGAAAAGAAAAAUCACGAGGCUGCCCUGGCUGAAUCUGCUUGUGUUGACAGAGAGACAGUGUUGUAUGAGUUUUUAAUUAAGUGGGUAGGUAAGUCUCAUAUUCAUAAUAGCUGGAUUUCUGAAUCUCAGCUAAAAGUUCUGGCGAAGAGAAAGCUAGAAAAUUACAAGGCAAAAUAUGGGACAGCUGUAAUAAACAUCUGUGAGGAGCGGUGGAAGCAGCCCCAGCGGGUGAUUGCUCGCCGUAAUCUCAAAGAUAAGAGAGGUGAAGCUUUUGUAAAAUGGACAGGUCUCCCUUAUGACGAAUGCACUUGGGAAAGAUUAGAUGAAUCUGUUCUUCAAAAUUCUUUGCACCUGAUUGAUCUUUUUAAUCAAUUUGAACACCAAACAUUGGAGAAAGAUUUUUCCAAGGAUGCUCCAACAAGGGGGAAGGGUGACUGUCAGCAAAAUGAGAUAGUAACUCUCACAGAGCAACCUAAGGAACUAAAAGGAGGUUCAUUAUUUCCCCAUCAGCUUGAAGCUCUUAAUUGGUUGCGUAAAUGCUGGCAUAAAUCCAAGAAUGUGAUACUUGCUGAUGAAAUGGGUCUUGGAAAAACAGUCUCUGCAUGUGCUUUUAUCUCAUCUCUGUAUUUUGAGUUUAAAGCUACUCUGCCCUGUCUAGUGUUGGUUCCACUUUCCACAAUGCCUAACUGGCUGGCCGAGUUUUCAUUAUGGGCUCCGAACUUGAAUGUUGUGGAGUAUCAUGGUUGCGCAAAGGCAAGAGCCAUGAUUCGCCAAUAUGAGUGGCAUGCUAGUGAUCCAAGUGACUUGAAUAAGAAAACAGCUGCCUAUAAAUUUAAUGUUCUUUUAACUACAUAUGAAAUGGUACUUGCUGAUUCCUCUCAUUUGCGUGGAGUUCCUUGGGAAGUUCUUGUGGUUGAUGAAGGCCACCGCCUGAAAAAUUCUGGAAGUAAGCUUUUUAGCUUACUCAAUUCGUUCUCCUUUCAACAUCGUGUACUGUUGACCGGUACACCUCUUCAAAACAAUAUCGGUGAGAUGUAUAACUUGCUUAACUUCUUGCAGCCAGCUUCAUUUCCUUCACUCUCUUCAUUUGAAGAGAAGUUUAAUGAUCUUACAACUGCUGAAAAAGUGGAAGAAUUGAAGAAACUUGUUGCUCCACAUAUGCUUCGAAGGCUUAAAAAGGAUGCAAUGCAAAAUAUUCCCCCUAAGACUGAACGAAUGGUUCCGGUAGAGUUGUCAUCCAUCCAAGCAGAAUACUAUCGUGCGAUGCUGACAAAGAACUAUCAAAUAUUGCGGAAUAUUGGGAAGGGGGUUGUCCAGCAAUCAAUGCUAAAUAUUGUGAUGCAGUUAAGAAAAGUUUGCAAUCACCCAUAUCUCAUACCUGGUACUGAACCUGAUUCUGGAUCGGUAGAAUUCCUUCAUGAAAUGCGGAUAAAAGCCUCUGCCAAGUUGACUUUGUUGCAUUCUAUGCUUAAGAUUCUAUACAAGGAAGGUCAUAGAGUUCUUAUUUUCUCACAGAUGACCAAGCUUCUUGAUAUCCUUGAAGAUUAUAUGAAUAUAGAAUUUGGGGCUAAAACAUAUGAGAGAGUGGAUGGCUCUGUCUCAGUGGCUGAUCGACAAACAGCAAUUGCACGCUUUAACCAAGACAAAAGUCGCUUUGUCUUCUUGUUAUCAACACGGUCUUGUGGUCUUGGGAUCAAUUUGGCAACUGCUGACACUGUCAUUAUAUAUGAUUCUGAUUUCAAUCCGCAUGCUGAUAUCCAAGCUAUGAAUCGUGCACAUCGAAUUGGACAGUCAAAUAGACUUUUGGUAUAUCGACUUGUAGUUCGUGCUAGCGUUGAAGAGCGCAUCUUGCAGCUUGCAAAGAAGAAACUGAUGCUUGAUCAGCUUUUUGUGAAUAAGUCUGGAUCACAGCAAGAAGUGGAAGAUAUUUUGAAAUGGGGAACAGAAGAACUUUUUAAUGAUUCUCCUAGUACAAAUUUGAAAGAAACAGGUGAAUGUAGUAGUAACAAAGAUGAGGCAGUAGUGGAUACAGACAAUAAGCAUAGGAAGAGAGCUGGUAGUCUAGGGGAUGUGUACCAGGACAAAUGUACAGAUAGCAGCAGCAGGGUCAUGUGGGAUGAAAAUGCUAUUUUGAAACUGCUUGACCGUUCAAAUCUUCAGUCUGGAUCAAGUGAUAAUGCUGAAGGGGAUUUGGAGAGUGAUGUGCUUGGCUCAGUGAAGGCACUUGACUGGAAUGAUGAACCUACAGAAGAACAAGGGGGAGCUGAAUCUCCUCCCAUUCUUACUGAUGAUAUCUGUGUGCAAAAUCCUGAAAGGAAAGAGGAUAAUGCGGUGAUUGGUAUGGAAGAAAAUGAAUGGGAUAGACUUUUACGUGUGAGAUGGGAGAAGUAUCGAGUGGAGGAGGAAGCAGCUCUUGGUCGAGGGAAGCGCCUGCGGAAAGCUGUUUCUUAUAGGGAAGCAUAUGCUCCACACCCAAGCGGAACAAUGAGUGAGCAGAGUGGUGGUGAAGAGGAACGAGAGCCAGAACCAGAACCUGAGCGGGAAUAUACGCCAGCAGGACGUGCUCUAAAAGCAAAGUUGAUAUUUUCAAAAGGGAAUAAAAUCUCAAAUCAAUUUGAUAGGCAGAAGUGGAGAAUGGCAGGCGGGAAAGAAGCUUAUUCUUUUCUCAUUAUGAAAUUUGCUAAACUCCGUGCUAGACAAAAGGAACGGCUUGCUCAGAGGAAUGCAUUUCAGGAGUCUUGUCCUGGUGAGCGAAUGCCUGGACCUAAUUCGGUCCCUCAAUGUCCUUCCACAGAUCCCAAAGAAGGGGAGGUGACCAAAUUAUGUCAAACUAUCAGAGAGAAUAUUUCAGUAAUUGACUUAGAGGAUGACAAAUUAGUUCAUCCAGUAGAUAGUCCAAAGAAUAAGGCUGACUCGCCUUUAAGGCUGGGCAGAAUAUCAAAGUACAAAAUGAGUAGUCAUCUGGAUUUUCCUGUUAAUCCACUUGGUCACCCAUCUCCUGACAUUUUCCUUCCAAGUCACCAUUUUCAAAGCACGAACUACACAAGCUCAACCAGUAACUUGUUACCAGUUCUUGGACUUUGUGCUCCCAAUGCUAAUCAGGCAGAGUUGUCGUAUCAGAGCUUGUCAAGAUCAAAUGGCAGACAAAGUAAGCUGGGAACUGGACCAGAGUUUCCAUUCAGUCUAGCUCCUUGUUCCAGGACUUCAAUUGAGAUAGAUGUAAAAAAUCAGGACUCUACCUUGGACAAAGCAGAGAAACCAGAUGCAUCUGCAGAAGGCUCGCAACAGUGUUUUAAAACCAGCAUCCUGGAUAACUGUCCCUUAUAUUUUCCAUGUCCUCCACCUGUCCAAGGAAAAGCUUCUGAACGUUUAGAAACUUCUGGUCCUACUUUCUCUAAUUUUCAAGAAAAGAUGGCAUUGCCGAGCUUGCCAUUUAAUGAAAAAAUGCUGUCUAGAUUCCCACUUUCAGCAAAGACCAUGCCGAGUCCACAUCUUGACUACUUACCUAGCUUAUCAUUAGGUAACAGACCUGAAGCUGUUAAUGGCUUUAUGCAGGACCUCCCAGCAAUACCAUUGCUGCCCAACUUAAAAUUCCCAGCACAGGAUGCAGUGAGAUAUAAUCAGCAGGAGGAGGCACCGCCCAAAUUGGAUCUGGGAAAGAGGCCAACCACAUUUUCCUCAUUUCCUGAAAACCAUAGGAAGGUGCUUGAAAGCAUAAUGAUGAGGACAGGGUCUGGAUCAAGCAACAUGUUUGGAAAGAAAUCAAAAAUAGAAAGCUGGUCUGAAGAUGAACUCGAUUUUUUGUGGAUCGGUGUUCGUAGACAUGGAAGGGGAAAUUGGGAGUCGGUGCUUAGAGACCCCAGGUUAAAAUUUUCCAGGUAUAAAACGUCAGAAGAUUUGUCAGCAAGGUGGGAGGAGGAACAACUCAAGCUCUUCGAUGGAUCAACUUUUUCAGUGCCAAAAUCAACCAAACCAACAAAGUCUACCAAAUCUUCAAUGUUUCCUGGCAUCUCUGAUGGAAUGAUGGCCCGGGCCUUGCAAGGUAGUAGACUUGCUACACCCCCCAAGUUUCAGACCCAUCUGACAGACAUGAAAUUGGGUUUUGGUGAUGUUGCAUCCAGUGUGCCACAUCUUGAAACAUCUGAUCGACUUGGUUUGCAAAAUGACCAAUUUGUACCUAUACCAACUUGGAAUCUUGACAAGCAUUGGGUAAACCUUCCUGGGGAGUCUUCUUCUGGACCUUUUGAACGGUCAGGAACUUCUUUAAAUGUACCCAUUGACAAGCCGUUUCUGCUCAAUUCAUAUGGAGCCAGUUGUCUGGGUUCUUUAGGUUUGAAUUCCUCGAGCAGCCUUGAUGUUCAGAGAAAAGAUGAAGAACAGUGUCCCGACAAGUAUGGGAAGUUGCCCAGUCUCUUAGAUAAAUUGCCAAAUGUUUUGCAUGAUUCCAAUCACAAUUUAGGAGGUGGCGAAUCCAUUGAUACAGGAUUGCUGGCUGAUCCCAGUAAAAGGCUGAAUGUUACACAUUUGAAGGGCGAAGAAGCAGCCGGAAGUAGUUCUUCAAAGGACAAGCUACCCCAUUGGCUGCGAGAAGCUGUUUGUGUACCUGCAAAACCUCCAGAUCCCAACCUGCCCCCCACUGUAUCAGCAAUUGCACAUUCCGUUCGAUUGCUAUAUGGAGAAGAGAAGCCAGCCAUCCCCCCAUUUGUGAUUCCGGGUCCACCUCCUUCCAUGCCAAAGGAUCCAAGGUGGAGUCUAAAGAAGAAAAGGAAACGGAGGUCACAUUUGUUUAGGCAGGUCCCACCAGACAUUGCUGGAAGGAGUCAGAAUUUCCAAAGAAACCUUCAUGAUGAAAAUGCUGCUUCAAGCUUAAUUCAAUUGGCUCCACCGUUUUCACUACGUCCACAAUCUAGCAUGGGAACUGCAGGGUUUCCACAGAUCGAAUCAGAUCUGAACUUACCUGCUCUCAAUUUAAACAUGGUGAACCCAUCAUCCUCUUUCACACAUUUACACCAGCAGAAGAGAAAAGGCAUGGGAUUGUCCCCGUCUCCUGAAGUGCUUCAGCUGGUAGCAUCAUGUGUUGCUCCAGGCCCACAUUCGUCAUCUGCUUCUGGCAUGACAAGCUCAAGCUUCGUUGAAAGCAAGCUUGAAGUGUCAAAUUCUGUUGACCUAGUUGGAUUCCCGGACCCAAAACAUGCAUUUUCAAAAAAGAAGGCUGAGCAGAGCUUACCUUUUAACGUAUGGGGCUCAACUCCAGGGGAUAAAGUAGACCAUACCGAAAGUGGAGAUUCUAGCAAAACUCAGUCAGACCCCCCUCGGACGGAACAGCCUGAUGUUGAGGAUGUAUCAUCCGAGGGCACUGUCUCAGAUCAUCCUGUCAGUGACCACAAAUCAUAGAGCUAUAAUAUGAGACUGAAAAACUGAACAUAGCCGUUCUUUCAUGCUGCCGAAGUUUCAGGCUCUUUACCGAUGUGCUCAAAUUUUUGUAGGCAUGAUGAAAUGAGUGAACUAUCAAAUAUAGGUUCAUUAGGAAUUCUCAUGUAAAUUUUUAUGUAAGAAGAAAAUGAAAUAUAGUGCUGCUUGAUUGGUAUUGCUUUA
This is a messenger RNA of Carya illinoinensis, 8295 nucleotides long. RefSeq names its product protein CHROMATIN REMODELING 4-like. Bases 922 to 8094 code for a protein of 2390 amino acids. Gene Ontology annotation, molecular function: DNA binding; chromatin binding; histone binding. The transcript has 13 exons. Gene Ontology annotation, cellular component: chromatin; nucleus. NCBI's taxonomy places the organism in Eukaryota, Viridiplantae, Streptophyta, Magnoliopsida, Fagales, Juglandaceae. The record is from RefSeq and is a predicted model, not a curated record. Gene Ontology annotation, biological process: negative regulation of transcription by RNA polymerase II; chromatin remodeling.